This is a messenger RNA of Chlorella variabilis, 1107 nucleotides long. RefSeq lists its product as hypothetical. NCBI's taxonomy places the organism in Eukaryota, Viridiplantae, Chlorophyta, Trebouxiophyceae, Chlorellales, Chlorellaceae. The record is from RefSeq and is a predicted model, not a curated record. The transcript is spliced from 9 exons. Bases 1 to 1107 code for a protein of 368 amino acids.
AUGAGCGACCCCGACGGACGCCCCGGCCUGGAAGGUGGCGGCGGGCAAGCGGCGGCAGGACCCACAGCCGGCGACGAGGUGCUGUCCCCGACAGUCGUAGCUACUCACUCCUACUUGGGGGAGGUUGAUGAUCUGGAGGGCAGCGCCGGCCUGCUGGAGGAGGGACGAACCUAUCGGCUCCCAGUUCUUCCCCUUGACGGCCUGGUGCUCUGCCCCGGCAGCACACUCCCGCUGCGCUUGACCUUCCGCGGCGACCGGGCCCUCCUGCAGCAAGCGCUCAAUGCUCCCCCACCACUCACUCGCCUGAUCGCGGUGGUCUGCUGCCAACGUGGUUACUUCACGCCCCAGCUCAUGUUGCAGAGGGUGGGCUGUGUGGCGGAGAUUUGCAAGAUGGGGGGCGGUGGCAUCAACUUGCUGGCCAAAGGGCGACAGCGUGUGGAGGUGCAGCUGGAUGCAGUGAUGGAGGGCGGCAUGCAGCUGUCCUCGGUGCCCGUCAGGGUGUUGCCAGAGCCACCCCCGCUGCCGGUCCCCGCCGAGGCGCAGGCAGGCGUGGCCUGGCACCCACGCGCCCUGUAUGCCACUUUUGACGCCUGGCAGCUGGCUAAGCGUGCCAGACGCCUCUUCCACUCAAUUGCGCCGCAGGCCCGCGAGUUUGAGGGCAACCCUCUGGAGCUCAGCUACUUCCUGCUCAGCAAUCUACCGGUGGAUGACGACGUUCGGCAGCAGCUGCUGGAGGCGUGCUCAGCGGACGAGCGGCUGCGGGCAGAGUGCAAGCUGCUGCAGGCGCUUGGCACUCUGUGCUGCCGAGCAUGCGGCACCUCGCUGGCGCGCAGUGCUGAUGCUGUGCAGAUGAGCGAGGAGGGCAUCAGCGCCUGCUAUGUCAAUUCGCAUGCGUUCAUUCACGACAUUGUCACGCUGUCCACGGCAGGUGACAACCGUGACCCCACGCCGCCCGCUGGCACCUACUUGCACAGCGCUGGCAGCAGCGAGAAUGGGGACGGCGGCUGGACAAGCGCAGAGGAGGACGAGGAGGCGGAGCCGCGCGGCCAUGGCGGCUCGCCAGUGACAGCCAGUGAUGCCAACGCCACCAGUGCCGAGGAGGCAUGA